This is a messenger RNA of Olea europaea var. sylvestris, 890 nucleotides long. RefSeq names its product 40S ribosomal protein S8-like. The record is from RefSeq and is a predicted model, not a curated record. Gene Ontology annotation, cellular component: ribosome; cytosolic small ribosomal subunit. The transcript has 3 exons. Bases 16 to 720 code for a protein of 234 amino acids. NCBI's taxonomy places the organism in Eukaryota, Viridiplantae, Streptophyta, Magnoliopsida, Lamiales, Oleaceae. Gene Ontology annotation, molecular function: structural constituent of ribosome. Gene Ontology annotation, biological process: maturation of SSU-rRNA from tricistronic rRNA transcript (SSU-rRNA, 5.8S rRNA, LSU-rRNA); translation.
AGUUUAUGAAUAUUUAUGAUAGAUUGGCAAAUGAUAACUUUUGACUGUAGCUAUGACAACAUAGAUCUGAUUGAUGUAACUUAUUACUCCCAUGUGAUUGUUAUUAGAUUAAUUUAUUCUCUGUCUACUCAUAGGUAUGAGCUUGGAAGGCAACCUGCAAACACUAAGUUGUCAAGUAACAAAACAGUACGAAGGGUGAGGGUUCGAGGAGGUAAUGUGAAGUGGCGUGCGUUGAGGCUGGAUACAGGAAACUAUUCUUGGGGGAGUGAAGCUGUGACCCGUAAGACCCGUAUACUUGAUGUGGUUUAUAAUGCAUCAAACAAUGAGUUGGUCAGGACCCAGACUUUGGUGAAGAGUGCCAUUGUUCAAGUGGAUGCUGCACCAUUCAAGCAGUGGUAUCUUCAGCACUAUGGAGUUGACAUUGGUCGCAAGAAGAAGACAGCUGCCAAGAAGGAAGGAGAAGAUACUGAUGCUGCUGCUGCUGAAGAGACAAAGAAGAGCAACCAUGUCCUGAGAAAAAUUGAAAAGCGUCAACAGGAUCGCAAGCUUGAUCCCCAUGUUGAGGAGCAAUUUGGCAGUGGCCGUUUAUUAGCUUCAAUCUCUUCACGCCCUGGACAGUGUGGGCGUGCUGAUGGAUAUAUUUUGGAGGGCAAAGAAUUGGAGUUUUACAUGAAGAAACUCCAAAGGAAAAAGGGAAAGGGUGCCAGUGGUGCUGCCUAGAUCUCAAAAUUUUACUACCAGAAAUGUUAUCUUAUUGUACUUAUCUUUUUCACCUUUGCAAAUUGCUCUAGCUUUCGAGAAUUAGAUUGAACUUUUCAAUUGUCAUACUAAUGAAUUUUUGUGGAGAAUUAUGUCAAAUCUUUUUCUUCUGGUAAAGGCUUUGAUCUUCU